AUGUCUCUAAACUGGGUAAUGCUCGGAACAAGCCCACACACCUUCGUCGCCCUGCCGAACGAGCGCACACUCUACACCUCACCAGCGCGCACCACCUUCGCGCUGACCUCGACCGGCCAAAACCCGCUCAACAUCACCUCAUCGUCGGGGGUAGUAAUAAUCACGAACCAACGAGUUAUCUACAUCCCGAGCACGCCGACACCCGUCCUCGAGUCCUUCAGCGCACCACUGACGCACCUCCUCGACAGCCGGGUGUCCGCGCCGUUUUUCGGGCCGAACACGUGGUCGUGCGCGGUGAACCCGGUGGCCUCGGGCGGGCUCCCGGCGACAACGUCCGCGAUAGAGAUGAAGCUGGUGUUUAAGGACGGCGGCGCUUUCGAUUUCAGCACCACGUUCGAGCGCGUACGGGAGCGCGUCCAGCAGGUGAUCGAGAAUGGCGGCGGCGCUGGUGUCCAUCUCGAGGAUCUGCCGACGUAUGAAGACUCUGGCCCCCCGCCGCCAAGUGUGGAUGCGCUGGGUCAUGGCCCUGUGCCCGCGGAUGCCCCGCCGGGGUAUGAAGAGGUGCAGAGGGAGACGGUGGAAAAUGCGGCGAGAAAGGUGUAG
Messenger RNA from Tricharina praecox, 603 nucleotides. RefSeq lists its product as uncharacterized. The transcript has 3 exons. Lineage: Eukaryota; Fungi; Ascomycota; Pezizomycetes; Pezizales; Pyronemataceae. Gene Ontology annotation, molecular function: chromatin DNA binding; transcription coactivator activity. Bases 1 to 603 code for a protein of 200 amino acids. The record is from RefSeq and is a predicted model, not a curated record. Gene Ontology annotation, biological process: positive regulation of DNA-templated transcription. Gene Ontology annotation, cellular component: nucleus.